AUGCCACACCGGUUCAUGAGUCAGUCUUCUGCGGUUUCGUCUCAACCCGUUUCCAACCCGCCGGAUGGACCGGCUUCACAGCCUGAUCAACACCAGGCUGCUGACCGGCAUCAACAGCCAGCUAUUGAAUCGCCAGCGGGCGGCACGCGCAAACAAAAUCAUCUACCUCCUGGCUACCCGGCAUUAGCGGCACGCAUGGGCUUGUUCCCAGAAAAAGCCAUCUUCAGGCGGUUUGGAUUCCUGAACAAACUCAACAUCCUGUACCUGCAGGCCGAGUUGAUGGAAAUCGAAGACCAGCUCAAAUGCUUGCAGGGGACCGACAGCCUGAAAGAUGGAGACGAGAAAUUCUAUGCCACGGAUUGGUAUUGUCUCAACCAGGGCGACAACGAACAGCUGAAAUUGAUGCUUCACGCUCGAGACAAAUUGGACAAAUACAAUACGGCCAUCAUACAACAGUCGUACAUCCUUUCCAUGAAAACGCCUGGCAAAUCCGAUCUGGACUAUAUCCAAAAAUUCCUUGCGUCCGAGGACAUGGGUCCAUGCGCUCUGGAUGGGCUGGAUUCCGAGGUCUGGGGGACCAUCAAGGAUCCCAAAGGCUACGAACCAGACAUCAUCACCCUCGCACCUCGAACCGAAGAGGACAUGUUCUCCAAUCUCCUCGCAGAAAAGGGCAUGUCUGCCUGGUUCAAGUACGGCUUGGACCGAUUCCGCAAACCGUCCCCGGUCCACGGUCAGGUGGCAUACGAGGAGAGCGCGCUCCUUCGCCUCACCUAUCUUUUCGCCACGGCACUGGCAUCUCUUCUUCCCAUCGCAUCUAUCGUUGUUCUGUGUUACGUUCGUUCGAUGGAAGCGCGGCUGGGCUUCAUUGCGCUUUUCAACGUCUUGACGUCUUUCUGUCUUGCUUUCUUCACGACAGCAAAGCGGACCGACAUUUUCGCUGUUGCGGCAGCUUUCUCGGCGGUUCAGGUCGUCUUUGUUCAAGGCGACGGCGGUGGCUCCAGCAUGAGGGGGUGA
Diplodia corticola is the source of this 1014-nucleotide messenger RNA. RefSeq lists its product as uncharacterized. The transcript has 2 exons. NCBI's taxonomy places the organism in Eukaryota, Fungi, Ascomycota, Dothideomycetes, Botryosphaeriales, Botryosphaeriaceae. The coding region runs from base 1 to 1014 and encodes 337 amino acids. The record is from RefSeq and is a predicted model, not a curated record.